CUUCUCUUUUAUUCUAAAAAGAAAGAAAAAUAACGUUUAAGCAAGAAGCAUGUCUAACGAAGUUGUAGAAAGCUCUCAAUUGGCAUCCAAUUUAUUGGCAAACACGCCUACUUUGUCUUUUCCUUCUAAUCCUGUUGUUACGGAAGUCAAGCAUGUACCAAGACCAGAGAUCAACAUUAUUCGUCAUCAACCCAACAAACUAGUUUCAAACGGAGAAGAUAAUCAAGGCACAAGUAAGUCCACACGUAAAACGACAAACAAGCGAAACUGCGAAUACAAAAAAUACGAUGAUCACCAAAUCAGCGAAUACAUCAAUCUGAUCACCGAAGGCAUGUCUGUCAAAGAGGCUGCAAAGAAAUUGAAUAUCACGAUCAACACAGCUUAUCGAUACAGAAAGAUGUGGAAUACGGGUGGAGUGACACCUGUAAGGAAUAAGCGAGGUCCAGCUGAAGGCGCCAUGUCUAAAUUAAAAGAAGAGCAUACGAAAUUCAUCAUCAACUACAUUGAUAACGAAAAAAAAGAUGGUGCAUUGAUUCAUAUCCGAGACGCUCUUCGAAGAGAGUUUCCUGAUUUAGAAGUCUCUUCUUCUGCUUUACAUAGACACAUGAAAGCCAAAUGUGCCAUCAGUCUUAAACGCCUACAUACUCCACCAGAGAGUCGCAAUGAUGCUGAUUUGCUUGCUGCUAUUGAAACCUGGUUAGCAAGUAAAGACAUGGACUUUGAAAAAAACUGUGUGUUUGUUGGUGAGGCAAGUUAUAGCAUGCAUACUUCUCGACAUCAUGGAUGGAAGAAUCGAACGAAAAAUGGAGAAGCGGUGAUUGCUCCACCUCCUGUGCCUACUAACUCAAUGGGUGGUGUGAGUAUCUUUAUCUUGGGAGCCAUUUCAGCGAAAGGUGUGAUUAAUGUAUCAACAAGAAAAGCUACUACUGUUACCACAACGACAACUCAAGGAGAAAGAAGACACCCUGAUGGCACACUGAUGGACUCUUUUGAAAAUGAUCAGUUCUUUAUGUAUUUGAUGACUGUGCUUGAUAUAUUGGAUAAACACGGAUUAAACGGAUUUUAUCUGUUGAUGGAUGAUGCCUCUGUUAAAGAACCUGUUUCGGUCAAAAGAAGGAUUGAAGAGCGAGGCUACAAAUGUGCCUUCUUACCUACUGUCUUGCCUUUUCCUAAUCCAAUUGAAAAGUUUUGGUCAAAGACAGUAGGAGGGAUUGAUCGAUCACCGCUUGUCAAUGCUGAAAUCAGCAGCAGAAUUGCACAAGCAUGCUUAAAGGUCACGCCAAAUGACUGUUGUGAAUGGAUUCGGCAAUCAAUUCCAUACUCUCCCCUUCGUUUAUCUUCAGGCGGAAGAGGAACAACCAGUUAAACAUGUCAUGUAUUUUAUUUUAUUUUUAUGUAAUAAACCUUUCAAAUGAUCAAUUGUACACUGUUUUGAUCAAAC
Gilbertella persicaria is the source of this 1441-nucleotide messenger RNA. RefSeq lists its product as uncharacterized. Lineage: Eukaryota; Fungi; Mucoromycota; Mucoromycetes; Mucorales; Choanephoraceae. The record is from RefSeq and is a predicted model, not a curated record. Gene Ontology annotation, molecular function: nucleic acid binding. Bases 50 to 1366 code for a protein of 438 amino acids. The transcript has a single exon.